Messenger RNA from Acanthaster planci (crown-of-thorns starfish), 2823 nucleotides. RefSeq names its product aldo-keto reductase family 1 member A1-A-like. Gene Ontology annotation, molecular function: oxidoreductase activity. Lineage: Eukaryota; Metazoa; Echinodermata; Asteroidea; Valvatida; Acanthasteridae. The record is from RefSeq and is a predicted model, not a curated record.
UUCAGGCAAAGCUUGCGUAACUGACGGUCCGGCGGUGCGGUCAGUUCAGGCGCAUGCUGUGGCAUGAUAUACCCAUAGAGCUCUAUGGUAUACCGCGGCGUACGUAGGUAAGCUUCCUACGAUUUUGGAUAUUGCGAGGAGUUCGACGAGUAUUCUUCUCCUCAAGUGUUUCUGGAUUUGUGGCUAUGGCCUUUCAGAGGUAUAUCGAGUUGCCCAACGGAGCCAAGAUGCCCAUAGUGGGAUUGGGCACUUGGAAGUCCCAGCCGGGACAGGUAACAGAGGCCGUCAAGGUUGCAUUAGAGGUGGGCUACCGCCAUCUGGACUGUGCCUAUGUAUAUGCAAAUGAGGCCGAAGUUGGUGCUGGUUUGAAAGCCAAGAUUGAUGAUGGCACAGUGAAACGAGAGGAUGUAUUUAUCACAAGCAAGCUGUGGAACACGAGGCACCAUCCGGAUGAUGUAGAGGAAGCUUGCCAAGAAUCUCUGGACAGUCUCGGAGUUGCAUACCUGGAUCUCUAUCUGAUGCACUGGCCAAUGGCUUUCAAGAGGGGAAAAGAAAACUUUCCGAAGGAUGAAAAUGGAGUAACGAUGAUAGAUGACACAGAGUACACAGACACGUGGGUGGCCAUGGAGCAACUGGUGGCCAAAGGGAAGUGCAAGGCCAUCGGCGUGUCCAACUUCAACCUGCAAAUGAUCAAGGACGUCCAGGCCAUCAAGAAGGUCCCGAUAGCCAACAACCAGAUCGAGCUUCAUCCUUACCUGGUCCAGGAGGAGCUUGUCCGCUACUGCCUGGACAACAAUAUCUCAGUCACGGCUUACAGCCCCCUGGGCUCGCCGGAUCGUCCCUGGGUGAAGGAGACAGAUCCUAAUCUCAUGGCUGACCCGGAGGUGGUGCGCAUUGCCGAGGCUAGGGGCAAGACCCCCGCUCAGGUCCUGAUUCGCUUCUCUCUCCAGCGAGGCAUCAUCUGCAUCCCCAAGAGUGUGACGCCGUCCAGAAUCAAGCAGAACCUUGAGACCCUAGAUUUUGAGCUGAGCCCGGCCGAUAUGAAGGACCUGAUGGCCCUCAAUAGAAACUACCGAGGCUGUGCCCUGGAAUGGAUCAAGCAUCGCUAUCAUCCAUUCCCAGUGGCCUCAUAAGAUGUCUGCGUCAGUCGACAGCAUUUGAAGCUUUAGAUCAACAUGGCAAAUAUAUGAACAUAAACGUUGCAUUAAUCAUUUGUUCAGCAAUCCCUAAACUAAAGUUGAUUGUUGGAAAAUCUACGAGAAUGAAUUUUUGUUUAGCAACUGAAUUCAUUAGCAGUAUUACUUACAUCUGUAGGCACUUUUUGGUUUGUUUUGUUUUGUCUUUGGACCGAGUGAGGAAUUACUUUCAAAAUGUCUUUUAAUUUCAUUCCUCAUCCAGAAAUUUGCCUUUUAUUCCCAGUUUUCCUUGCAGUAUGGCCUCAAUUUGUACUGAUUGUCAGAUUGUCGACAAAUGUGCAUUAACUAUUGAGGCAUUCAUCUGUCAGGGUUAUCUCUCAGGGUUAUUUGCAUUCUAACAGUGAACUUGCUUCACGAAAGUGAAAUAGCACACAGGUGAACAUGUUUUGUCGUACACCUCAUAUAGUAUUUAAUUCACAGAAAGUUGUGUCCAUACUUGAACCAAAUUCUUGCUUGACCAUCAUUGAUUUUCUUUGAUAUUUGUGGAUGUAACUGGAGUAUUCUGAAGAACUUUUUUUAUUACAAAAUUGGCUUUGAGAAAGGAUGUUUUAUUGCAGAUUUUGUUUGUCUCAGGUGGAAAAUGUAGACCAUAGAAUUUAGUUGGAACUAUGUGUUACAAUUAGUGAAUAUUACCUUAUUUUAAUAUCUAUUACUUUUGAAUGAUUUCUACCGUGCCAUUAGGGUAUAAUUAACACAAAAUGAACAGUGAAAGUUUGUUCAUUUUGUUUGGUUUUAUUAUCUAAUAUCAACUCCGUUUAAAAAUAAGGUUUCUACUCUGCCAGAGUCUGAGGUUAGGAUAAUGAGUGACUGGAUAGUUAUGGUGGUCAGUUAUCAAAUUGAAUGUUAAGAAGAUCCAUGUUCUGUGUGUAUUUGUCUCAUCAUUUUAUUGAUUUUUGGAUGUUAUGGCACCCAGGCUGAUGAAAGUUAACCCUUCAAGGUUUCCGAGGCUUUGUGAGAUUUCUUGUUAGCAUGAUUGUUCAUAAAAGUAUAUCUUCAGCAAGUUUGCCAUGCCUGCACCGUCUUAUUUAACGUUCAUUUCCAAGUCGGUACAAUCCUGACAAGUUUGAAAACUGCAUUACACUACUAAAUUACUACACUUGUGCUGCCAAAAGUUUAAUUUAAAAAAAUCGCAAAACCUGUAUGCUGGAAUCACAAUAAGGCACGCCGUGGUUUUUAUGUCUGAAAACUGUUCCUAGAAGACCCCAAAUCAUGCAAUGACUGUGCACAAACCAAAUAUCACACUAUUGACUGUCUAAAUACUGUACAGGCAAAGGUAUGCCACUGGGCUGUUUGUUGAACAAGAUAAGGGAUAAAACUGCUUCAUUGCACAAAGUGAGGGGCAGAAAGCAUUUAUAUGCAGGAGCGCAGGAUGGGGAUGUCAGGAACUUUGGACUCUGGUGAGUGGUUUGUAGAGUAAAUGGUCAGUGGUGUGACAGUCGAAAUGGCAAUGGAACAGAUUGGGUUGGGAAGAUAAAGUGAAUACCUAAAAAACUGAUCUUGUGACCGAAAUACGGUGCCCAUGGAAAGGGGGAAGCUGGUAUGUGAUUAAACUAUGAAUGAUGGCUUUUGUUUUGUGGCAUAAUUUGCAUAGAUGAAUAUUCAGCAAUAAAACAACAGCCAAUGAUUA